CACCAGGCUUUGAAAAUGCAGUGCUGUAUCGUCUCCUGUCCAGCAGGAGGCGCUCCAACCCACAGUCCCAUGCUGAGCACUGACAGCACGCAAAAGCCGGUAUGCUUCUACUUCCGGGUAAGUGGAUGUAAACAGAAGGACGUUCCGCCUCUGGAGACAGCGGUAGGAAAGAUGACCAAACUGGAGCUAUUGAACGUGUUUCUUAACGACAGGCUGACAGCGGCCGCCGAGGAGAUUUUUGGCGCCAUUAAAGACACGGUGGUGGAGUACCAGAGCGAAAUCCUCCGCUCCAAAGAGGAGAACGAGCGGCUCAAACGGCUGCUAAAUGUGGCCGUCCAACGGCUCCUACUGCAGCCAGAGCCUCACUUGGUCCAGCCGCAAGAAGAUGGUCAGCGCUGUGACUCUGAGUGGAGAGGCAGUGCGGACCUGCUGCCACAGAUUAAAGAAGAACCAAAACACCGAAUCAUUCAAACAGAUUGUUCACAAGAAGAGAGAGACUCUGAUGAAGGAAACUGCAGUCAUGUCCAACCACUACCGAGGCCACAUCCUGCUCCAACCCAGACUGUGUGUGGCAGACAAAGUGUCUCCCCACCUCCGCCAACAUCCAAGGAGAUUAAGGCGGAGAGUGACAGAGAGGACAGCAGGAAACAGCAGCCAGCCAACAGCGCACCAUCCUCCAUGACUGUUUAUUCACACUGCAGAGCAGCUCAGAGCAAACAGACUCAGCCAGUUAAAGGGUUACUUCGCUCAAAUGGAAAGCAGAGCACACACAUAUUGCAGAUUAAGAAUGUGAGAUCCGUGAAGCCCCCCCCACCUCGCUCCUCUCACCCAAGCCAGAGCAUCCAGAGGUGGCACAGUUGUAAAGAGUGUGGGAAGGGCUUCAGUUUUGCCUGCCAACUGGAGGUCCACAUGCGCUGGCACACCAAGGAGAAGCCGUACAGCUGCGCAGUGUGCAGAAAGAGCUUCACUACAGUUAGCAUGCUCAAGAGGCACCACCGCAUUCAUACAGGGGAAAAGCCCUUCCGCUGCCAUGUCUGCGGGAAAUGUUUCAACCAGUCAGCACACCUCAAUACUCACUUCAGGCUCCACACUAGAGAGAGGGCCAGCUGGAGCCGAGCACCACACUCUAAGUGAACAAAGACUCCCAAGAGGAAGCUAACCUGACCAUCUGUAAAUUCUGAAAUGCUUCAAGUGGCUAAAUUUCAGUUUCAAACAGUGUAGAAUAAUGUUGUUUGACUGUGCGUCUUGUCUGUUGUGCAAUAAAGUGUUGUACAUUAAGA
Acanthopagrus latus (yellowfin seabream) is the source of this 1280-nucleotide messenger RNA. RefSeq names its product oocyte zinc finger protein XlCOF8.4-like. Gene Ontology annotation, molecular function: DNA-binding transcription factor activity, RNA polymerase II-specific; RNA polymerase II cis-regulatory region sequence-specific DNA binding. The record is from RefSeq and is a predicted model, not a curated record. The transcript has 2 exons. Gene Ontology annotation, biological process: regulation of transcription by RNA polymerase II. Bases 16 to 1134 code for a protein of 372 amino acids. NCBI's taxonomy places the organism in Eukaryota, Metazoa, Chordata, Actinopteri, Spariformes, Sparidae.